Molecule: messenger RNA, 7974 nt
Organism: Onychostoma macrolepis
Lineage: Eukaryota; Metazoa; Chordata; Actinopteri; Cypriniformes; Cyprinidae
Gene: tbc1d19
Product: TBC1 domain family, member 19
Exons: 20
Coding region: 147-1811 (554 amino acids)
Source: RefSeq, a predicted model, not a curated record
UUAAUAAAGGCAUGUCGGAACCUUGUGUUGGAGCCAGUGUUUCCUGAAGGGUUUGUUGUGAUAUGCCUGGAUACGGUGCUUCAUCCUGUGAUGCUGCAGCACUAACAGAUGAUCACAGAUAAUCCCGUCGACAUCACAUUAAAAGGAUGAUAAUGAUGGACGAGAGCGCAGAGCUGUCUGUCUCUAUAACGCAGAUUGUUCAGCGGCUCAAAGGGACUCAUUUACACUCUCAGCUGGAGAAACAGGCUAAAGAAUGUUUGCACAAACCCGAAAUUAAACUGGAAACGCUGAAAGAUGAUGUGAGAAGAUUUUUAAAGGCAUCAGGUUGGGAGAGAAAAUUACAAAAUGCCGUUUACAGGGAAUUACACAUUCUGCCUCCCCCUGGGCACCCUAGAGCACCUCCUGAACACACCAAAGAGCCCUUGGCAUAUAUGCGCAAAGCCCAGGUGAACUGGGAGAAGAGGAUCCUGAAGAGUUUGAACAGUAUGUGCACUGAGUUGGGAAUUCCAUUGGCACGGAAGCGGCCAGUCCCAGAGCAGAAAGAGCUGACAAAUAAAUGGAAUGAGAUGGGAACUGAUGAACCAGACCUAAGCAAAUUCAGACCUGUCUACGCACCCAAAGACUUCCUUGAGGUGUUGGUUGGUUUAAAAAACCCAAAUAACGAGCGCAGUGAAGAUCUCACAGUCAGAAGCCACUGGGGAUUAAUCCAGGUUUCCCUCAACGUCCGUGACAUUCCUCAAAUGAGGGAAAUGUAUCCAGAACUAGGAAUUACUUAUGGACAGCUUGGUAUAGAUGAUCACACUCAUGUUCCUCCAGAUUUGUUUGAGAGUGAGCACAUUCACAUUGGAAAAAAAGUGGAGAGCGAGCAAGACAGUGCAGCGGCGCAGCAGUACAGCAGGCAGGGCUGCCCCACCGGUCUCAGGGCUCAGUUAUGGUCUCUCAUCCUGAAUACUAGUAAUGAUCCUGAGUUCUUUUGUUUUAAUUUCAUUAAACAGGACAUAACACAUUAUGAACAGCUGAAGGCUAGAGUCAUACACCAUGACCUGCUGGUGGACAACCUAAUAUAUAAGGAUGUGAAGCUUACUGCAAGUAAUGAUGACUACUACUUUGUGUUUGAGGACUAUUUAUAUCAAGUCUUGCUGUGUUUUUCUCGAGACACUGCAGUCCUGGAGCAUUUCAACUACAACUGUGCUACACCGCCCAAAUCUUGCAUCCAAAGCAAGUCUGGCUCAGAGCAGUGUGCUGUGGUUUACCCUCCGAAUGGUGUCAUUCCAUUCCAUGGCUUCUCAAUGUAUGUUGCACCACUGUGUUUCUUAUAUAAUGAGCCUUCGAAGCUGUACAGCGUAUUUAGAGAGAUGUAUAUUCGCUACUUCUUCAGACUACACUCUAUCUCCUCACAUCCAUCUGGUAUAGUGUCUUUAUGCUUGCAGUUUGAGAGAUUACUGCAGACUCAUCUUCCCCAGCUUUUCUACCAUCUAAGAGAGAUUGGAGCCCAGCCGUUGCGUAUUGCGUUUAAGUGGAUAGUCCGGGCCUUCUCAGGAUACCUGUCCACGGACCAGCUCCUAUUGUUAUGGGACCGUAUCCUAGGAUAUGAUUCCUUAGAGAUAGUAGCAGUCCUGGCCGCUGCUGUCUUUGCCUUCCGAUCCGAAAACCUAAUGGAAGUGACAUCACUGGCAUCAGCUGAGGUUGUUACUUGUGUGUGUAUGUGUGUGUUAAGCAAUACAAAAAUAGUGUCUUCACUCACAGCCAACACUAGUAACCCAGUCCACCCAAGGCACAUGUUUCAAAAUUGCUGGGAUAACCACUUUUAAAAGUGGACCAAGUCCCCCACACCCCAGCUCUAAAAUGUUUUGACGAUGUGAUGUAAAAUGUGAUGGGAAUUUUAGCAUGACAGUUAACUGUCGACACUGUAUAUGUGUGUGUGUAUCCUUCUGUGCCUUUGUAUGUGUAACAGUUUAUAGCUCAUUACUUAAAAGAAUAUUCUGGGUUUAGUACAAGUUAAGGCCAAAAGAAAGCACUUGUGGCAUGAUGUUGAUUACCACAAAAUAGUUUCCAAUUGUCCUUAAUUUUUUUUUCUUUAUAAACACAAAAACCUGUGUUCCAUUGAGGCACUUACAAUGGAAGUAAAUGGGGACAAAAUGUAAACAAUAAGUGUUAACAUUGAUUUGAGUUAAGAAUAAAUGGCUGUGUGCAGUUACAUCCAAUUUUACAUCUUUGUUUCCAUUACAAUGUGACGUGAUAAACCACAAAACUUAUAACAACAGUAAAAUGAUGAUUUAAACCACUUUAAAGAGUGGUCACAUGUGAAGUCCAGUUAUUUCAAUAGGAAUCCAUGCCAAGGUGAAGAUUCCCCUUCACUUUCAUUGAGAAAGUCUGUAUACAGUAACCAAGAUUAUGUUUUUUUUUUUUUAAUGAUUUAAUAUAAUUCUACAAAUUCUGAUUUUAGCUAAACUUGUACUGAACCUAGAAAAUGUCUUGCCUUGAAAUCAGAGGCACUGUAUAUUUGGAUCAAAUCUAUUUUUAACUACUAAAUAAUAUUUGUGACCCUGGACCACAAAACCAGUCUUAAGUGUCAAUUUUUCAAAAUUGGUAUUCAUCAUCUGAAAGAAGAAUAAAUAAGCUUUCCAUUGAUGUAUGGUUUGUUAGGAUCGGACAAUGUUUGGCCGAGAUACAACUAUCUGAAAAUCUGGAAUCUGAGGGUGCAAAAAAAUCAAAAUACAGAGAAAAUUGCCUUUAAAAUUGUCCAAAUGAAGUUGUUAGCAAUGCAUAUUUCUAAUCAAAAAUCAAGUUUUGAUAUAUUUACGGUAAGAAAUUUACAAAAUAUCUUCAUGGAACAUGAUCUUUACUUAAUAUCCUAAUGAUUUUUGGCAUAAAAGUAAAAUCAAUAAUUUUGACCCAUACAAUGUAUUUUUGGCUAUUGCUACAAAUAUAUCCCAGCGACUUAAGACUGGUUUUGUGGUCCAGGGUCAUAUUUUAAUAUGCAAAAGCCAUAUUAAACUUAAUUUCUACAUUUAACUUGAAACUUAAAACUUGAACUUAUGAAAGCAUCCUAUGCUAGCUAAGAGGUCUGCACUGUCGGAUGCUGUCGCAUUCAGCUGCUUGAUUGACAACUGUAGUAAAAGUGCAUCUGACCUGCUUUCAUUAAUUCUGGCUGUAACCUGCAGUGACGCACGGGCCUGGGCCCCAAGACGCUGUGAAGAUGCUGCUGGACAGUAUCUGCUUGCUUAUGUACCACCUGGUCCCUACAGGAGAAAGUAUCAUAACACGUUGUAUUUUUAGUGCCCAGGCCUGGUCAUGAAACAUUAGAGGAGACGUGCUAACCUGAUAGGGGCCUCUAAAUUUAUUUGCUUCCAAUUCCAUAAGGACCGAAGCUUGAGAACACUUGAUUCCCUCUGAAGGCCCCCGCCCAAAAAACCGCUUCCAAACACUUGAGUCACGUCAGUGCAGGCCAGCGGACACCAUUUGGUGAAACUGGAUUGACGGUUAUGCGUCUUUGUAGUUCGAGCAAAUUUUCUCAUGCAUAAAAAAAGGUAAUUAUCCUUUGUCGAUAACAUUUGCCCCUUUCGCACCGCUUUAGUUCCAGAACUAAAAGUACAGUACUAAAGUACUGGGACGAUUUUGCGCGAACUAUUUCCCAGUACCAUUUAAAGGGUUGCAUUCGCACCGACAGUGGGUACUAGGAAGUGACGUAAGCUGGUCGACAGCGAUGUCAUUUGUGCGUGGCAUUCAACAAUGAAAACAAAGAAGAACAACGUUAACAACAGGAGGACGCUGUGAUCGGAGCUGUGUUUUUGUUGCGGGGUUCACAAUAAUGGACAUGGAAUGUCGAUGUAUACGUCAAUUGAUUGAAAGAUCGGAAAGGAGUUCAAAAUGUUCAAAAGUGCCUGCACUUCAGCGUCCGUCCAUCUAUCGCUGUUCUCCAUUCUUGCGAAAUAUAAGUUGAUGCGAUGUUUACACAGUGUGUGUUUACACGCCGUUUUAAAUCAUGGCGGGUGAGGGCGUUUUCGUACGCGUUUAGCCAAUCAGCGUACACUUCCUAUGGAACUGUUUUAGACCCUACUCUGAAGUAAGAGCCAAUUAGUUCCUCCAAACGGAGUUCCGGGAACUAAAACAAUUCCUAGUUCCCGUGGUGCGAACACGCCAAAAAGUGGGUAGUUCCACAAUUAGUUCGGGUACUAUGAAAAGGUUCCUGCGGUGCGAAAGGGCCUAUUGUCAGUUUCAAACUGAGGUUGCUGGUGAGUUGCAAAUUCGUAUGACCAGCUUGAGCAUCACAGAAAUCUUUGGCGAAAUAUGACUGCACCUUAAGUGCCUGGUGUUUUUAUUGUCAGGCAAUCUGAAUAGAUGCCUCUGUUGUGAAUAUUUACCAUAAUGGACAACACGAGCUUAAAUCUACAGCCACACUUGCAUAUUACAUGGCCAGAAAGAGUCUUCGUUUUCGCAUUUUCAAUACUUUUCUUCUUGCAGGCUGUUCUUGCAGACCUCUCAACCCUGAAGGUGAUGCCCUUGCUGCAGAUCUUCCUCUUCGCCACCUCCGUCUGAGAAGCUGGUGGUGUAUUUGUCUGCUUUGGUGGCUGGAUGUUCAAGUCCAUUUGGAUUCAAUGUUGACUUUAAAGGGAUAAUUUACCCAAAAAUGAAAAUUCUGUUUUUCUCAAAUUUACUCACCCUCAUGUCAUUCCAGUGAAAUUUGUAUAACAUUAGUAUGUUUGUAUGACCUUCUGUCGUCUUUGGAACAUAAUAGAAAAUGAUUGAAGAAUGUUGGUAAUCUCACAGUUUUGAGCACGAUUGACUUUCAUUUCAUUGUAUGGACCAAACCAUUUCUCAAAAAAUGUUCUUGUAUGUUUCACAGAAGAAGGAAAGUCAUACAGGUUUGGAACAACCUGUGGGUGAGUAAAAAAUGAAAAGGAGAAAAAAAAAGAAAAAUUGUGUGAAGUGUUCUUAUAAGUCCUUUUUUUUUUUACCUGAUGUAACCGAUUCCUCUUACUUAGGAACCUUCUUGCACCAUUCUGGUACUGUAACUGCCUCUCAAGAUUCAGUGAAUUCCACAUGGAUAAAUUUAAGUCCCACACUGCUUUUUCCUUUUUUCACAGAGAAAUGCAUUCGAUUAUGGGAGUACAAAGAAUUGCAGAUGCCCUGUUUCAGGUUGGGUUGACUGUAGGAUUUCCAGGGAAUUGUUUGAACUGCAAUAGUGACACAAGGGAAAAAAAGACUAGACAUGGAACAGAAUAAUUCAUGAAUAAUAUGCUGUCAUUAUAUACAUAUAUAUACACAUAUAUGAAUAUAUGUAUUGAUGAGCCAUUAUAUUAUGGCCACCUAUCUAAUAACCUGUUGGAACUACUUUAGCUCACAAAACAGUAGCCACGUGGCGGGGCAUUGAUUCUACGAGGUGGCCAUAGGUCUCCUGGGGUAUUUGGUAUAUAAAUAAAAAUGACCUUGACCUUGACCUUGGUAGCGCAAGUCCCCCAGUUCCUGUACACUGCGGAAUGAUGUAGCAUGAACCCGCUUUUCCCCCAUGAAUGGGUGUGCUUGGUUUGUGUUCAGAUACUUGACAGUACAGUGUCAGGAAUUGUGCUGUUGGGAUAAUAGGGCCUAAAGUGGCCCACGAAAACAUUGUCCACAGCAUAACACCACCCAACAGUGCAUCCAGGUGCCAUAGCCUCUGUUGGUAAUUGACGUAUUAGGCCUCGGCCAUCGAUGUGAUGCACCAGAAAUCUUGAUUCAUCAGACCAGGCCACUUUCUUCCAUUUGGCCCAUUUCAUGCGCUGUUGGCCAUGCCGUGCAGUUAGCAUGGGGACCUGGCUGCGUCGUCGGCUAUUCAGGCUGUGAUGAACUGUGUGCUGUGACAUAUUGCCCUGGUCACCUCUGUUGUAGCUGCUGGUGAUUUGUCGCACUGUGGCCCUGUGGUCACUGAACAAUGCACUACGGUUUCCGCUCCCCUCUGGCAUCAGUGAGCUGUGGACAACUGUUCACUAUUUGGCCAUCUGUGUAACACUUGAUACAUACUACAACGGCAUGUGAACAACCCACAAGGUGCGCCAUUUCCAAGAUUGAUAGCUGCUCCUCAGGUGGUAUAUAUAUUGAUUUGUGAACUGCACUUGCAGAACCAUAUGGUUAUCAGCACUCAUUGCUCUGUCUAGGCUGAGGGUGAUCAUAAUGUAGUGGUUCAUUGGUGUGUGUGUAUAUGUAUAUGUGUAUAUAUAUAUAUAUAUAUAUAUAUACACUGCAGUUUGAUUGAGAUUAAUUGGAAUGCACAGUGAAAAAACAUGAUUUCUGAGAAUUGUUAAAAACUUUUGCAAAUGAACUCUUCAUAUAUGUAUGGAAUCUUAUAAAUAUGUUGGUGCAGUAUUUUCAAACUAAACUAAAACUAUUGGAAGUAAUUUCCAUUAAUUAAAUAAAGCUCAAAUUAAAUUAAAUAAAAAUAUAAGAUGGAAAAACCCAAACUUAAAUGAAAAUUAGAACUGUUGCCUUUGCAACUAACUAAAAUUAAGUGCUAAAACGGAAAUCAUUUGAAGCUAAAUAGAAAUUAAAAUAAAGACGACAAAAUCACAUAACAAAUUUAAUAAAUCUUAAACUAAAAUUAAAAUGAAAUCUGAAAUAUAUAAUACAAUUCCAAAAUAAAUAAAUACAUAAAUAUAAUAAAUAAUAUAUAAAUAACAUUAAUAUAACAUUGGUUACUCUUAAAAUGCCUUAGAAUUGCAUCUCAGCCACAAAGCUAAAUACCAGGACAGUUUAAAAAAAAAACCGAAUAAAUAAAAAUACUGUCUUUCAUGAUAAUGAGGUUCAUUCUGUAUGAUAUUUAUAUGUUAAUGAUAGAGUUUGUACUAGAAACGACAUUUGUAGUUGCAUUUGCAAGUUUUAAAGAUUCCCAGCCAGAUAAGGCCUUGUAAGGAUCUUAACGGAAGUUUUGAAAUGAUAAUAGAUGCCAUCAACUUCAGUAGGAUACUCUGGUUAGCCCUUGGCUUAGUGCCAGUGAAUUUGGAUGAGAACACUUAUCAAACUUGAACAUAAGUGCAAUUUCCAUGGAUAACAGAAGCGGCACUGAUGGAGAUGUGUAUUUGCCUUUCAUAUUUGCAUAAUGACUGUUUUUGUGACAAUUAAUAAACUCAGAUCUCAUUACACUCCCUGAGAUCAACAAAAAUGUUAUUGAUUGAUUUGAAAGGGAAAUGCAGGUAAUUUUAAAGUCAUACACCAAAUGAAUUGUGUUCUUUUGUCUGUAUCAUCUGUUUGUUUUGAGAACGGGGGGCACUUUAUACAUCCCUGCAUGUGCAAUAAUGUAACAUACAUUUUAUGCAAAUUGCAAUUAAUCAAUGUUUAUUAUCUUUUGACUGCUAAAAGUUUUUUCUAACAUCACUUGUAUAGGUUAGUUCUGUUCUUGACAGUAGCUAUUAUUUAUUUAGAAGCAGUUAUCUGAUGCAGAAAUGCAUGUGAAAAAAUUGCCUAAAUUACAUUUGAAACUGUUAUUUCAUUAUUCAUUCAAUAACAUUCUGAACAUAAUUUAAGUGCUGUUACAUUGUAGUAACUGUUACAUUGCCCUACAUUACAACGCAUGACUAGAUUUUUGUUUAAACUACAAUAAAUAUUUCAAUACAUUUUAUUCAAUAAAAUUUGUACAGUUUUAACAGUAAUUUCACGUUGUUAUGUACAAUCGUUGCAUUGCCUUAUAUUAAUGUGUAUAAUUAGAUUUUUGUUUCAACCUCCAUAAAUAUUUCAGUAUUUCUUUGUAACAGAAUUUUUCAUGAUUCUGUGUAAUUGGAUAUUAAAUUUGAUCAAAAAUGUACGUGUAAAAGUGCAUUUUUGUAAGAUUUUAAAUUUGCUAUCAGUCAAAUGUGCUUUAAGCUAUGGCAUGCCGUUCAGGAAAUUAUGGUAUUUAUAAUAUGAAGAUUGAAUAUCUUGAAUGAAAGUAUAAAUAUAUGGAAUGAAACUUGUCUUGAAUAUAUGUAAUGAAAGUCUGAAUAUAUAGAAUAAAAGUUUGAAUAU